AUGUCUCUGGCCGGCCAGACUAUCCCCGUUAGGGAGUCGGCACAUUCCACCCGCGGAGAGGUUGUUGCUUCCUCCACAGCAGACCAGCAACAGUCGCAAAGGACAUCUUAUAGAGAUUCGCUCCCCAACGCACCACGACCCCCUGUUUACAACGACGACGCCUUCAACGAGAACGAGACGGCCAAGAUGUACGGCGAAUAUUACGAAGCGAUGACGACGGGUCCGUCCCCCAAGAAGAACCAAAACGCGCCGCAACAACACCAACAAGCACCUGCCUUGCCGGCCAAGAGCUCACUGCGAGCUUCGAGGCUUCUCGAUGGCAUGGCUCUGAAGAUCGUCACAAACCAACCCACACAGGCCGCUCCCCAAGAGAUCUACCUCUCCUCAGAAGAGGAGGCUUCUUCCUCGGCCGACGAGUUUUCAGACUAUGACUACGAGUCGGAGAGCGCCGAGUCGGCAGACUCGCCCGUCCGGAAGAGCCACGAAGACAUGGCACGCGUUGUGUCGGUCGUCUAUGCCGGGAAGCCUUCCAUCAUCGACCUCCCCUCUACCAGAAGGUCGGCCACUCCCGAGUCGAUGGAGUCCCGGCCUCUGAGCCGCCUGGUCACGUCGGCAACGGAACCCUCGUUGCGGAGGAUGUCGACCUCGUCCACCAGCGGUGCUUCCUUCUCCCCCGUCUACCAUCCCCCCCGGUCCAGCAGCAUGAUGAUUACCAGCAGCAUGCUCCCUAAGGAGAAGCCGGCGUUCCUGAGCAUCGACCCCUAUGCCAGCAAGGCCUAUGACGAGCGGGCGGAGGAGCCUCAGGCGGAGGUUGAGCGGUCCGAGAGGCCCAAGACGCCUACCUCGCAGCUUUUCAAGAGGACGCUGAGCAUCGUGCGCAAGCGCAGCCGGCCGCAGCUCAGAGACCUCGCCGCCAACAACUCUUCGCGAGACCGUCUCUCCUCGCCAUCCCUGGGCCACCUGCCACUGUCGGCCAACUCGGACACGAGAGAAGAGUCGGAAAAGACGCCCAACAGCCCCUGGUCCGCCGUCAGUUACCACGACAUCAUGCGGGCGGCCAAGAAGAACUCGCAGAACCAGCCCGCUACCCCGUCGACUCCCGUAGCGCAAUCGCCCAGCUCACCGGCGGGCAACACGAGGAGUCGGAUCCUUAGCGGCCUCACCAACCGGAGGAAGAGCAUCAAGAUCGGCUAG
Colletotrichum higginsianum IMI 349063 is the source of this 1194-nucleotide messenger RNA. RefSeq lists its product as uncharacterized. The record is from RefSeq and is a predicted model, not a curated record. The transcript has a single exon. Lineage: Eukaryota; Fungi; Ascomycota; Sordariomycetes; Glomerellales; Glomerellaceae. Bases 1 to 1194 code for a protein of 397 amino acids.